Molecule: messenger RNA, 1764 nt
Organism: Perkinsus marinus ATCC 50983
Lineage: Eukaryota; Perkinsozoa; Perkinsida; Perkinsidae
Exons: 1
Coding region: 1-1764 (587 amino acids)
Biological process (GO): proteolysis
Molecular function (GO): cysteine-type exopeptidase activity; dipeptidase activity
Source: RefSeq, a predicted model, not a curated record
AUGCUUUCAUUCGUCUUGGUCCUCUUGGCCUCGGUCGGCUUGAGUAGAGCCGUCCUGUCUGCACCUCGUGAUCGUCUAGAUCAUGAUCACUGUACAGCUACUGCUGUUGAUUGUGCCGCUACCGCUGAUGGUGGGUGCAUCGCUGCCACAAGCGCUGAUGGAAGUCCUCUCGACUUCCGAAUGGUUUAUGUUCCUCCGAAGACUUAUGGACCUGGUGAGAAGAGGGCUGUCUACAAACAGUUUCAAAACUACCCGAGAAUUGUUGAUGCCUCUCGAGCCCCGAGUUAUGCUCCCACCUCUCCCGACCAAAAGCCCAGUGUACCUAUCGGGUACAUUGACAUGCCGGAAGGGACGACUUACGGGUAUUGGGAUGCCGCUUAUGGUGUUAUGAAUGAAGCCGGUUUAUCGAUGGGUGAGAGCAGCUGCAGUGGACGUUUGAGUUCUGUUCCGAAGGGAGACGGCCCGAACGGUAGCGGCGCCUUGUUCUGGGUGGGUGAAUUGUCUGAUAUCGCCCUCGAGGUCUGCUCCACUGCUAGAUGUGCCAUACAGACAAUGGGUAAGCUCGCUGAGGAGCAUGGCUUCUACGGUUCUAUUGGCGUUAAAGAGGCUGGCGAGGCAUUAACAAUCGCCGAUGGUACCGAGGUAUGGGUAUUCCAUAUUCUACCUGAUGAUACCGCUGAAGGUGCAGUGUGGGCUGCUGAAAGAGUCCCCAAAGGCCAUGCUACCAUCGUCCCGAAUGUCUUUGUUAUUCGAGAGAUCGAUCCAAGUGAUGGUGACAACUUUAUGUUCUCUGACAACAUCUUCGAUAUCGCUUUGAAACUUGGUUGGUGGAAUGGUGAGGGUCUUCUGGACUUUACUGCCACGUAUAGUGUCAGCGAGUACAACAAUCCUUAUUACUCCGGUCGUCGUGUGUGGAGAGGUCUUUCCCUUUUCGCCCCUUCGCUCAAUCUCGAUCCAACUCUUGGUGUCGAAUGGGAUCAUCCAACCUAUCCCUUCUCAGUGGAGCCAGAUGUACCCGUUACCAUUGACUUUAUGAGGCGCUUCUACAGAGAUCACAUGGAGGGAACUGCGUAUGACCUCACUGAUCAUGUCGUUGCUGGUGGUCCCUUCAAGACUCCCAAUAGAUAUGCCGGUGGGCGUGCUGAAGCUACUUUCCAGCACGGUGCUUGGGAAAGGGCAAUCUCUCUUUAUCGUACUAUGUAUUCUUACAUUGCUGUUACGUAUAAGGACUAUAAUGUUAUUUACUUCGCCCCAAUGACCCCACAUGCCAGUGUUUACAUUCCCAUCAUUGUCAAGCACGAUCAGACUGUUAAGUCUAUUCCUGCCCUUGAGUACUCUUGGCAGGGAGAGUUCAGCGAUAAGUCCCUUUGGUGGGCAUCUGAAACUGUUUGUAACGUCAUGGAUCUCAAGUACAUGUAUAUGAUCAAUGACGUUAGGAAGGCUCAGUACGAGAUCGAGCACGAAGUUGAUGUUAUGAUGGCCACUGAAAGCCCCGACCAAGUAGAGACCGAGAUGGAUGGCUUUGGUGACUAUGUUACUGAGAAGUGGCUCAAUUUGCAUUAUACUCUCCUCGGCAAAUAUCAGAAUGGUUAUUCUGAUUGGGGUUAUACUCAAGUUGGCUAUGGCCCAUCUACUGAGUGGCUCGAUGCUGCUGGCUUCCAGGACUUCCAAGCCACUCCGGAGCAGUUUACUGAACUGAGACGUCGUUACAAGAAGACUCAGAAGGAGGCCGAUGAAAUCCGUGACUCGGCAUUGAAUGCAUGA